Molecule: messenger RNA, 20106 nt
Organism: Babesia sp. Xinjiang
Lineage: Eukaryota; Apicomplexa; Aconoidasida; Piroplasmida; Babesiidae
Exons: 9
Coding region: 1-20106 (6701 amino acids)
Biological process (GO): signal transduction
Cellular component (GO): cell surface
Source: RefSeq, a predicted model, not a curated record
AUGUUACGCUUCACAGUGAACCAGCUAUUGUUGCUGGUGUUCGCUGUUUGUUCGACAGUUGCAGGGGAGAAGGCAUUAAAGUUAGCAUCGCUCUCGAUCGCUGAUAUUGCAUCUCUCCCGAAACCUAAUAAAUCCGCUUACACCGAAGAUAUGUUUUGGUGUAUCAUGGGUAUGAACUGUCUUAUUCCUAAAACUCUCUGUAGCGCCAUGGUUUCUAGGAAACCUUUUUUGGUUAGAGGAAAGACAACCAAAGCAUUGCUUUACCCCUUCUAUUGGGUUGAUAGUAAAAUGGUUGCUACGCAACAGAGCAAUUGCACUGCAUUUUUGUAUUACUAUGGACCUGUCACUUCCGUGAAUGCUCUUUGGUACAACGUAAACCUGGACUUGCGUGAUCGCAAGAGGAUAGAGUUUACGGAAAAGGCGAAGUCGCGCUCUAGGCAUCUGCAAGUCAUUCCUAUGCCAAAACAUGUGGGCGAUUACGGUGAUGAGAUCGUAACACUCAUGUAUUCACAAUGGAAGUUUGGUGGUGAACAACUUGUCACUAUCGGUGAUGUCUACCUGUUGAAGGCCCCGUCAAAAAUCAUCUUUGAGGUGGAUAUCAAUGGCGAGCUUCGUGUAUUAUUGAAAGAUUUGGCUCGAGGCCCUAAUAUAAUUCUGGGAUGCAACUUCUUUAAAGCAAAUAAUGUUAAUAAAUAUAAUCUCCUUUUGCCCACAGUGAGUUGUGGUAAAGACCGUAUGGCCGUAUCCCAGGUUCAAGAUAUCGCAAAAACAGCGAAAAUUGGCAUUUUCAAACUCUAUAUAUACAUCAAGCCGUACAGUAGCGAUGACUAUGGAAAUUUGAUAGGUGUGGUGAGCAUGAUCAAACAAGAUUUAAUUGGGCCGGUUAAGGUUGCCGUCACGCCAUCUGAGAUUAUUGUUAGAAUUUGGGGCAUAGACACCAUGUUUCUUAAACUUCAUAUGGCAGUUCUUUCAGCUACAUCAAUCACCGGUUCUGGGAGCCUUUGUGGCAGUGACUCAGCGCAGUGGUACGAGGUCGGGUUCCCCGUGAAAGUACCUUCACCGUCAGGCGAACGUGUCAUUGCAAUACAUCUGCCUCUACGUUUGGCAGGGGAGCGUGUUUUGAUUUGUGGUACCUUAGAUCGGGAAAUUGAGGAUAUAAAACGAUACACUAUGCCAUUUGCGCUGACGGUGCUCCAAAAUGAUUCUCCAGCGGUUGGAUACCCUAGUAUAAUAAAUGUUGAUGCUUUGGGUAGAGCCAGCAUUACUUUGGACCGUCUCAUUCACCCCUUGAGUGAGAUUCGUCUAACACCAGCUGACGAUGAUAUUAUGCUUAGCAUACAUGGGCAUUCUACUUCAGCUCAACUGACUAAAAUCUUCAAGAGGGUGACGAGUGAGACGAAAAAGACCAUGGAUAAAUUGGGAGAUGUGUCUUUAGACCCAUCUUCGAUUCAAAGACUUGUUGCUCAUAAAGACUUUCGGACGUUGCAACCCUCCUAUCUUACCUACACCCCUAGUUUUUCGUACCAGUUGGGUACUCGCAGGUUUUGGUCAACCUCAAUGAAAUUUUUCCCCAAAUUGCUAUUCGGGAUUGACAAACUAUAUAAGAUUUCGGUUUGUGAUCGCUGGCAACACCCACAUUGUUUGUCUGACUCGGACUUUGACAAGGACAUUGGAUAUGUCGUCCCUAACCGAUUCAUCCUCUCCAAGUUUGCAGUUGAGUGGAGGGACAACCAUGUAAUCUUGACUCUUACAACAGCCCCGUUUUGUCCCUUUGUUCCUUUUUUGAUCGCUGUCAAGAUCCCUUCAGACACAAUCGUUGACUACGACCGAGUAUGCAGCAGCCCCUCCUAUUCCGUUGCGUAUGUCAUUGGCAACAGGCGUACUCGUGAUAAGGCCACGCUGAACGAUAUGUAUAAUGGGAGAGUCAUUAACGACUAUGAACUUCAGUAUAAGUUCAGUGGACUUGAGGAGGGUAACGUAUAUUGUAUUUGUUACAAUUUUCAGGGUAGCAAAGACUUUACAUACAGUGUAAAUAGCGAAGAAUCUAUUGUUAAACAGCCAACCCCGUUAGUAGGUUCGACGUUCAAGUUUUUGACAAUCCUCAACCCAUUUAGGUUGUCCAAAAAUCAACACACAUUUUUCCGACCUCAAGAAAACAAUAUGGGUCCAGUGUUCACUACCACUGGUUUCGUUAAGCAAUUACGAUUUAAGGGAAUUUACAUGUCUGAAGAUUUGUCGUAUAACUGUUCGAAUUUAUACAACGAAGCUAAGUCGCAGCCCACAUUUUUUGUCACAAACUCGGCUUCACAGGCAACGAAGGAAAUGCCUUUCGAGUUGAAGCUAGAAAGCAAAUUUCCUUCGACCACUCCUAAACCGUUGCCUGCUGGUUUCUGGUUGACAAUGGAUGAGAAGUCAUGGGUGUUUAAUAAUUCUACGUUAAUGUACCGAGGCAAGGUAAACGCACCUAAAGCGUUGUACAAGGCAUGUGUAUGUUAUGACGAUGGUUGUACGGCAACUGGUACUAUGACAUAUUCGCAAGAACACUCUUUUAACGUCACCCAAUUUGUUGACGUUUCCUUACUGUCUCGCGUGACCGUUGGGUCCUACGUCUGUGUAUACGGCAAAGACGACUUACAUUGUUUCAACACUAUUAGUCAUCUAAAAGCUGCGAACCCUUCGUCUAUAAAGCUUGGGGAUCCUAAAGGUUCAAUACGUGACGUUGUAUUCAAUGAAGAGCGUUGUAUGAUUGUGGUUAAAGAAGGUAAACUGGUGAAAUAUGAUGAGGACUUGAAGCUUAGCCGGGUUAUUCGCACUGCUCAAGAGUUACGUAGAGUCUAUUCAUUCCCAAACGUGGCCUUCUUCUUAUCAUUGGAAGGGGAUUUCUAUUUCGACUUCAGAAUUGAUCCACUGGGCUUCACCGAUAGUGCCGACGAAAAGCUGUCACGUGAACAUGCCGAGAGGACUCUUGCCCUUUUGCGCAAGACUUUGCCUACAGCUUCAGAAACCGAUGACGGUGAAGUUCAUGACAUACCAUCAUUUUUCUCUGCAGGACCUUAUCCCGACAUAAGCAAAGCUACUGAAGCUAUAAUGGAAGACGAUAACAAGCUCUUGGAUCUGUCGACAUAUUCCAAAAUUUCAUUGCCUGGUAUUAAGGGUCGUAUAUUGGCGUUGGAUAUUUUGUCAUCUGAGGCCAUUGGUCUAUAUCAUCUAUUUUACAUUGACGAGUCCCUUUCGUUGCAUUACACCAUUGCCAAUCUACUAGACUAUGGCGGCAAAAUCAUUAUGAACACUUCUCUUGUUUCUAGUUUGGCUUUGACAGAUCAUAUGGACAUAUACGAGAACCGAAAUUUGAUUGUAAAGGGCACGCCUAGGAGCUUUGGGGACACCCCUCAGCUCUUUGUUCUUGUACACAGUUAUGGUUGUUCGAAUUUGUCCAUUUUCGAAGUGCUAGCUGAUAAAUUAAAUUUCUAUGGUCACAUGAAGACUACUGCGAAGAUGGUUGAUUUUGCAUUAGACAGGAACUACCUGUUGGGUUUAACGGCUGGUAUAUCGCGUAUAGGGGAGAUAUCGCAGUCCGUGAUUGAGAUCCCCCUCAAUCGUCUGCUUACUGUUUCCUUGCGCUACCCUACUAUCCCACGUCUUUUGCACGUGAAAGAGGAUUACUCCUUUGAACCGGAAUCCAAUGGUAAUCGUUCCGGUCGCUAUUACACUAGACAAAAGCCAGAACUUGAACAAUACGGUAUGACAUUGGACCCCCUAACAGGUCGUAUCUACGGUAGACCGAAAAAGAGGGGUAAACUUUCCGUGAGCAUAAGAGUUCUGGGUGAUUUUUACACGAGCUACGCCAAGAUAGACUUUGACUUUAUAUGUGAAAUUGGUAGUUUGUACAAUGAAGCAGCAAAGCAGUGCGUUAAGUGUGCUAAAGGAACCUUUUGGAGUGCCUCCGGCGACAAGUUCUCCUGUUUGAAAUGUGAGGACUAUCUCAAGAACAGUUCGACAAUUGACACUGGAGCCCGUUCUGUUUCUGAUUGUCUUUGUGCUCCCGGAUCGUACCUUAAAGAUUUCGAAUGCCACCCAUGUCCACCGGGUACUACCUCGGAGGGUUACGGUUCUGAGAAUUGUCCGUUGGUUGGUGUGACGGAAACGAUUGCUGAUGAGGUUAAGAAGAAUGCCGAAGUUGAUAUGUCUUGCAAGGUAGGAACUUAUCUCAAGGGUGAUGCUUGUGUUGCUUGUACAGUUGGUUUUUACUGUCUAGGCGGUGCCCUGGAACCGUUCCGCUGCAGCUAUGGUAUGACUACGGAAAAGGCUGGCGCUAAGUCCAGCUCAGAUUGUUUGUGUAACGCUGGUUAUGAAUGGACAGAUGGGCGCUGCGUGCCAUGUUCUCGCACAUCAUAUAAGGAGGAGAUCGGUAACACUAGUUGUACAUCGUGUCCCUCGGUUGCCAAUUCAAAGGGUAUGGUAUACACUCCAUUUUACGGUGCUACAUCGCUUCGUCAAUGUAUGCAUUGUACCGAUGGUUAUUAUUACGAUGCCAACAGGUUGUCCUGUGUCCCUUGCCCAGUGGAUUCAUUUUGUCCCGGAAAGGGUUCCAUCCCGUUAUUCUGUCCAAGCAACACUAUGACAAAAGGUACGAAAGCCGCCGGUAAAAACGACUGUUUCUGCCUGAAAGGUCAUGGUUAUGCCCCUACAACUCGGUACAUUCUUUCAUUGGACAACCCGUGUGUACAAUGUCCUAUAAAUACCUUCCAGCACAUGAAUGGUACAACUAUGCCAUGUAUGCCAUGUCCUACAAACACAUACACGGCACUGCCGGGUGCGACUUCGUUGGCUGAAUGUUUACCUGGUCCUGGUUUUUACAGCGAGCGUGGCGAUGCGAUUAAAAACACUGUAUCACGUAUGGAAUCUUUUGAGGGCAGCACUCUGGACAAGUCUACGGUAACCUGUGCUUCCAAAGUUACUUUCGAUGAUUCGUUUGCAAUCACCAUUUUAUCGCGUUCUCUUUCGUCUUGCGUCGAUUCAUGUAAGAAUAACAUAUACUGUCGUUUUGUAUCCUAUGGCGAUGCGUAUGACGAGGUUGUACACACUGAUGCUAUGCUAGGAGGCGAUUCCAGUUACAUUUCGUAUCGUCCUUGCAAGCUGAUAAUGGCUUAUGAGCGGUUCCGUGUGCCCAAGUUAGGAGCAUCGAUGGAACCCCUUGAUCUCAAGAAACAUCGACACCAAGUAUUAUGUGAAGUUUCACGUCCAAAACUGUUUCUGGAUUACAGUUCUUUGACGAUCAAGCGUUGUCCAAUGAACCAUUAUUGUCCUGGUGGAGAGAAAUUCACGAAGUUCCCGUGCCCUGAGAACUCCACUACAAUCACUGACGGAGCCAGCCACAGUGGCCAUUGUUUGUGUUUGCCAGGUUUUGAGCUAUCGAGCAGCACAGGUCUGAGCAAGUGUGUUCCUUGCAAGGAAGGUUUUUACAAAGAUUCUACAUCCAAUGCCCCUUGCUCAGCUUGCCCGGAAAUGAUGACUACAAUCAAUACAGGAGCAGUUUCUGCAAGUCAAUGUGUGUGUUCUGUCGGCUACUUUGCGUCUCCAGUCACGGCGAUGACUCCAGUGACGCAAUCUCCUGCUUUGAUUACGUCAUUCCUGCGUUUAAGUGGCACAGCUCGCAUGUAUUCACGCAAGUCUGUGUUGACGAAGUUUUUGAAGGACAACUUCAACAUUUUGGGCGAUACCAACAGCUCUAAGCUGCUGAAUAGUAUUAAAUGUCAUACGUGUCCUGAUGGGUACGCAUGUCCUGGAAGAUGGUUACCCAAUAACACAUUUUCCAUCCAUAAUCCACCUGUUUCGUGUCCUGAUGGAUCUGCGGUGCCUCGAUUCUCCGAGAGUGCGAAUUCAGUAGCGAAAUGUAUCUGCAAACCAGGUUAUGGUGCUGGAAAGGCCUUUGGCGGUGAUGUGUUUUUAUCAUGUCAGAAAUGUGCUCCUGGUACAUUCAGUGAGACCUAUGGAACGUCAACAUGUCCUGGUCGUUGCAACGACUAUGCCAUUACAUUCCCUGGUGCGUCUUCGUUCAAAGAUUGUUUCUGCCUUCCUGGUCGUUUCAUGACCCUUCAGCUUAUCGAUGGUGAAGAGAAGUUUGUCUGCAAGAAAUGUUCUGAAGGUACUGUCUGUCCAGGUGGUUUCACAUAUCGUCAUUUAUCGGCAAGGCUGUCCGACAACCCACAAGUGGCCAUCUUUAGUCACACAACGCAAUACCCUCGUAUUGGAUACAUGGCCAUUUUCAAGAGACAUGUUGCUACUGCGGGCAAGAGUAUCAAGUGGAUGCCCAAUGACCACUCAACGUACAUUGUUGAACCGCCUACCCCAGCGCAGUAUGGUCUUUAUGAUAAUAUCCCUGACAUACAUCCUUGCGUUUAUUCUAACCGUUGCAACACUUUUGGUGAAGGUGGCUGUUUAGAAGGAUCUAAUGGAUAUCUUUGUGGCAAAUGUACUUCGGGCUACGAUGUACGGCACUUCCAGUCCGACUGCUUUCAAUGUAGAAGACCGUUUUAUGAGUUUUUAAAUCUCGUUGCGCCUAGAUUUAUUUUGUUGAUGUUGGUGUUUAUUGUAUCUGAGUUGAAUGAUCGGGCUUCAAGAGGCGGUGAUUUCUCUAUUGUAGUACUUUUCAAGAUUUGGUACAUGUUUUCGCUUUCCCUUGUGCCACUUGGUAUGCAACAACUGAACACAUCUUCCAGUUUAGUGCGUUUCUACACACUCUACCACAACUACUUCUACAAGCCUAUUAAUCUGUUCAUGCACACGGAGCGUCUAGGAUGCUGGAAGGGCUCUAUUAUUUGGAUUUCAUCAUUGUUGAGAUGGUUAGGUCUCCCUCUUCCAGAAUUAAAUUCUCCGGAUGAUUUGGACUAUAUCUAUCUAUGGUAUAUGCAACGUUUCUUGGGUCUGGCGAAACCAUUCACUGAUGUUAUUUUGCUUUGUAUCCUUUAUUACCUAUGCAGUGUUUUGUAUAGGUCUGAGAAAUAUAUCUUUAAGCGUGCAACUUCUACCCCUGCAUUGGGACAGCGCCUAAUGGCGUUGAGCAAAAUGGUUAAAACAGAUUCUCAAAAGGGUAAUGAUGAGGAUGCUGCAGUGUCUGAUAUGUGUCUUGAGUCGUUGGACGUUGUUGAAGGUUCUGACCCCGUGGGUGUGGUUUACAUGAAACGUCGUCGUACCGGGGAUGUGUUUUUGAUACAGCAGAUUCUUUUGUUGCUGGCGUUCCACUUACCAGCUACGGUGAUCAACAGUUUGUCGAUGCUGUGGUGUGGAUCUGUGCGAUACAAGGAUGGAGGCCUGGUAAACGUGCUGAUGCAUCUCCCUGAUCAAGUUUGUGAUCCCAAUGAUCGUUUGUUCCGCAUUGGCCGUGCCGUGGGUAUAAUCAACCUUUCCUUGUGGCUUCUUAUGCUUUUGUCAAUGUUUUAUAUGCUAUCGACGUCCAACUAUGGUUACCGUUCUUGGAACACGCUGUUCAUGUCUGGUUGCGACUCUAACUGCCGAUGGUGGGAUGCUGUACAUUUCUCACGGCAGUUCCUUUUGGCUUGUUUGGUUGUGUGCCACUAUUCGAUAAAGAACAAGGGAGACACUGAGUAUGUACGUGCUACCUGUUAUUUCAUUUUACACUUCGUUUAUGUUACUUUGCACUUGACCUUUUCUCCCUACGAUAAACGGAACAAUGACUGUUUCAACAGCUUGGAGACUUUGACUUUAUUCAGUAACCUGUGUAUGUCUAUUUUCAUUCAGGGCAGUUAUUUGUAUGACUUUUCUGAUUUAGGAGGUUUUCCCAUUGUUGUUUCUCUGCUAGUUCAUAUAAAGAUUAUCUGGACGAUCGUUUUGGAGUACUGGGACAUUCAAUUUGUUAAUAUGAAGAACAGCGGGAAGAAUGAGUUCGUAAACAUGAUUAUCGACCUUCUGCCGUUUGGAUUUGAGCAUCGCACGGCACUCGUAUAUUACGACUACAAGAACGACAACCUUGUUAUGGAAUCAGCGAAAUCACAGGAACUUUCUCGGAGCUUCUUCGAUGUGAUAUCUCGUCCGUUAUUGAAAUCCGCUGGUUUCAUAGGUUUAGCAUCUAGGGGCCCUGAAAGUCCUAGCGCAUGGUCGUACACUCUUCAGAACCGCGAAUUUUUGAUUUCUUGCAUUCGUGACACCAUAGAGCGCCGUUCUAUGCUGAAGCAAGAUGUUUCACUUUCGGACACAUGGUUUUACUUCAUCACGCGUUACGUGUUUUGGUACUGUCAUUGUCUGCACAUUGAUAUUCACGACGAAAACCUAUCGGAGAACGAAUUAUUCCACAAAGUUGUUUAUUACCACUUCUUCCCGCAGGAAAAUAUGGAUGAGUUGUCUUUGUCUAAUUUCUUAACAAGAUUUCCCCUUCGACGACUUUCAUCGCACGGUUCCGUUCACCACAAUGGGAAACGCUGCGAUGGUAAAUGUGCUAUAUUCUCUGGUUCUAAAAAGAAGCGCAAGGUUGACGAGGUAGCAGAAAGUCUCCUUGUUGAAUGUUUAUUCGACACUGUGUAUGAUCUUGGUCCUGUAACAUUGGUUGAGUUUUAUUCGGGUCUUUUGUCACUGAAUCAGUUACACAACAGUGUCGUGUUCCGCAUGUUUGAAGCAUUCAGGAUCCAUUCCCUAUUUUUGAAGGAUGAAAAGGAGUUCCACCUAUUACGUGAAGCUGUCAGUCUGAAUGAUUCUAUUUCUGCUUUGAAGCAGGACAUAGCGGAUAAAGGGGAGUCCGGUGCUGAGGCAUUACAGCGUUAUCAGCUGACCUCUGAAAUUGAAGAGCUGGAGUCUGGUAUUGACAAACUCAAGGACACCAUUAAGCAUGAACACCAAGUUAUUAUGGCUGGUCGUGCAGCCGCUGCUGUAGCAUUGAACCUACACUUGGGUGUAGACAACAUCGUUGCUGCUGACUUGAGUCACGAAGAUAUUUUAUCUGCGAUAUCAAAUAGUGCCGGCGGUAGUUCUGACCCUUCAGGUCGUCGUAAAGGUGUAUCGGCGCCUGUGUACAACGUGUUAUUGUUCCUGUUUUCUAUUUGUGCGUCUGAAUCGGCAGGAAAAUUGCCAAGAACGACAUGUGCUGUUCCGGGCUUCGGUGAUUGCGACCUAUCGCGUCUAACAUCUUCCCAAACGAAGAAGGACUUCUUUGUAAUAGAGACGGACGAUAUCCGUUCUCCAGCACACUGUACGGGGAGCAGUGUUCCUGUAGUCGAUUCAAUCUACAUCCCUAAGCGCUACGUCCUUAGAGGUUAUUUAUGUUAUAAUGAUGGAGUUGUGAAUAAGGCCGUGGCUAUAAUUGACUACAAGGGUAUCCGUCUAGGAACCGUCGAGGCGCACAUAUCCUACGGCCGAUCAUGGAAGCUGACUGCCGACGUAUCCGUCCCUUUUAAGGAAGAUAAACCGUUCAAUGAUACUCAUUACCACAUCGCCUUCAAACAUAAGGACUGCAGUUCUGGUUCCGGUAUUUUGGUUACCCCCCAAAAGAAAACGCAAAAAUCGAAAACAUUGCUCUACGGCGUGACCUACCAUGGCCCAGAGUCCGUGAAAGAGUACACUAUGGGCACUGUGCUUUGUGUAUGUCCCUUAUCUAGUAAAUGUACAACCGUUGCGGACUACAAACAGUAUCUGAGCCAUCCAGAAAUAGAGGGUCCCUACAUCAACGGGCGUAUGUUUGUUGAUUGUUCUUUCGGUGCAAGAUGUUUUAUCAACAUUGACGGUAAGUUCAAUAACACGCAGAAGAAAUUUGCUGUGUCCCCCAGCAAGAGCUUCGCUAAAUACACGAUGCUGGAUGAUAAAGGCAAGAAUUAUGAGUUCAAGAUCAGUAAGGAUACCGUAUCUUACAGCAAGUCCAUUGAGUUGACGCUAGAAUGGUUCCCAAGUGACAAUCAGCAUCCUAGAAUAGUGGAUAUCGGCACUCUCUGGUUGCAUAAUUACUAUGAGGGCGAUUUAUAUGUUUUACCCUUCGGUGCUCAGCAAUUAUUUCUUCCUCUUUCUGGAUCAAAGUUUGAGAUGGCUACCUUCUCUAUAAUUGAGUUUACGCAGUUGAUCUCAGACAGUGAUUCCGUUGAUGUGGGAAACAUCUGGACUAAUAUUGAAACGAUUGAAAGGGUACAGGAUCAUUUUUUAAUUAGCCAUACCUUCGAGUCCGGUAAGAAAUACGGUCUUUCCGUUAGUUGGCAGGGUUCAUCAUCCGAUUCUUCUGAAUAUCCUGACAGUACUUCUAGAAGUGCUUUGUUAGGUCAUGUAAUUCCGAAGGGUGUUACGGAAUACGUCAAUCGUCUCGUAACGGAAGACAACAGUGUAUGCAUCCAGAUGCCAACACUCAAUAUGAGUGCGUUGUCAAGGACGGAGCCGAUUAUCCUUGCUCGUAGUUGCGGUUGGGAAUCUGUGGAAUUUCCAUAUAUGACUUUGGAUGGUCUCGUUUCUCGUGUGAGACUUGAGAGUGCUGAGAAGAAGGCCUCAUUUAAGUGGUUUAAUUCAGGUAUUGGCUAUGAGGUGGUAGCUGGUGAUAACUUGAAGCUAUGUUGGUGUGGUGUCAGUUUGGGUUUUGAUUCUGAGUGUUCUGAUAGUGGUUAUGGAGUGGAAGUUGGUAAUGUCUAUGUGACGCCAAAAGUCGGCGUGCCUAUAAAAUGUUACCUUGGAUCCUUUUGCGCUACAUAUGCCGUAAGUAGUGAUGAUGCUACCAAAUUCUAUCUUUCUCCAACUUGCGAGCUUACAAAUGCAUUGAAGUUCGAGAACGGAUCAUUAUUUUUUGCAGCUUCUCGAAUCGAUAUUCACAACAUGGUUCAUCUUACAGGUUCUAUUGGUACAUCAGCCGAUGUUGGAAAAUACAAGCUUUGUUUUAGAAGCGAGACUAGUGAGAGCUCUACUCCCGAUAUUUUACCCCUGUUUCAGCAAGAAUUUUACGUAGAACGGUUAGAGUUGCUAGAGCCCCGGUACUAUUUGGAUUUGUUUGGCACGGUUGAACUAAAUUUGAAGGGCAAUAAUAAGAUUUAUCAAUAUCUUCUUGUCUCCGAGUCCUGCAACGGCACCGGUCCGGUUCCUGAAGAAGCAUUAUACACGGAUAAAAGUUUUUAUGCUUCUCCGACAAUCUAUGGGAGUUUGUUGAAAGUGUGUUGGUGCAAGCCGCAUGGCGAUAUCCUUUGUAAGAGGCGUGAAGAUUUCAGGCUGGAGGUUGGUGAGAUAUUUUUGAGCGGUUUUCGAGACACCGCUGGUCUGUAUUGCGAUGUGAAAUCCUCUUGCACAAUCCGUUUAGAAUUUUGGUCCUACUACAGCAAUGAUGAGAGAAAUAUCAAAUUGCCCUCAGCCAAUUCAACACUAAAGAUCCAAAAGGAAGAAUGCAACGCUACCAAUGUUGUCAGUGAUGUGUUGAACUACUCUGGUAAAUCCGAGAGCGUUGUGAUGGAUCAUGAGGGCCUGACUUACACUUUGAAGCACGAUCUUUUUUACUCAGGUACUCUGCAGCAUGAUACUCCUGGUACCUACAACCUGUGUUAUCUGGAUGUUAAUAUCCAGGAACCCGUGAAGAUCACUGAUAUCUAUAUUCGCGCUUCCGUAAGCAGCGCCACUGCUAUAGGUAUAUUUUUAGGCAGGCCCUUCAACAUAGUUUUGCGAGGUCCAUAUACGUCUGAUAUGUCUGGCUUUUUGACCACUGAUCCUAAUUGCAACAUUGAGAUUGGCAACGAUAACUACGAUUUGUCCAUGCCAGAGUCUCCUACAAUUACCACUGAUCACAUGGGAUCGAUCAUAAUGAUAUGGCCGUAUGUGUCCAUAUUGCGCAGUGCUAAAGGUCGUGAGAUGGCCAAGAAAGGGAGAAGAGGGGAGACUGUGAGGUAUUAUUUUUGUCUCUCAGGCGCCCAUAGGAACCAUGCCACUGGCCGUAGCUAUAUGCUGUUUGUUACGCCUCUGUUGACCAAAUCAUUUUCGGAUGGUGCUCGUGGUUUCAGUGAUCUUCAACGUCAGAUUUUACCGCCUGGUUUGGCCUACAUUUUGGUUGUAACAUUGUUGGAAGAGCCUACAUCACUUGAGUCAUGUGAAUCUAAUAGUUGGAGAAGAGAUCUUACCCGUGUUGCUCUAUCAGUUUAUGAACCAACUUAUGAGUUUUUUGGUAAUCAUUUUCCUACGUUGGUCUACUCGAAGAAUACGUAUAUCUGCAGCUGUAUGGGUGAUGGUGGUCUUGUUCUUGGCGAUUUCCGCACAAGUGUUUACAUUCCGUAUGAUAUGACGCCACCAUCAUUCCAGAUCCUGCCAUAUGAUCGGCGUCCGCUAAAUAUGUUUGUAGUUGGCGGUUACGUGAGUUAUUUUGACCGUAUAAGGCUGUUUCUCGGCGUUGGCCGGUGCGGUGAUAUGGGUGCCCACAGCUUAUACCGUGCUGCUCCACCUGCUUUAACUCCUCGGCAAUCCAUUGCUCGCCAGCAAAGUCUACGUCCUACGAAAUCUUCCAAUUUGCCAGAGGCGCUACGUGCAUUUGGGAUAUAUAAAAAGGAUGAUUUUAUUUGGGAGUCCCAGGGUCUGCCUACGGUUGAGGCUCCAAGCAACUCCCACAUUUUGUAUCAUAUAUGUUUUUGUCCUUCUACGGCACGUCACAGCUGCAAAAAUAUGAUGGAUUAUACUGAAUGGUUAGGGGUUGUUGCGACAACUCUUCCGAAGAGCGAUGGCGAUGUUCAUAUGAUGCGUCUUACGGUGUUUCCUUCUGACAUUGACCAUCGUUUGCCUGAGUGCGUUACCAAGGUAUCUGUUCAGCAUUCUGUAUCAUAUUACAAUGUAAUUGACCACCGAGAGCGCCUUAGUGAUUUCAUUUCUGAUUACUUACGACGUCACCAUUCUACUCACGAGGGUUUUUUUUUAGAGAUUUGCGAGGUAACUCGUGAUAAAGAUUUCGAAGGUUUAUUCAGACACCAUCGUGUUUUUGGCAGCUUACACAGCGGUUAUUUUCCAUUGCAGCGUCCCUAUAUUACGAGCGGUACGGCUAACAACCUUAUUGUGUACGGUCAUAAAAUGAAACCUGCUUUCAUUGAUGGUCUAGUUGUCAUAAAAGCGAGCAGUACUUGUGACAAUAUAAAGGAUAGCACGAGAAUUGCGUAUGCCACUACCUACAAGCGUUUUACAGAAGACUUUGUUAUUUUCUGUGAUAUUAAGGUCCCUGAGGCUGGUUUGUAUAAGUUUUGCUUGAGUGUAAACCCAGCGUCACUGCCGUCCGCACUAGAUACUACUCUCUUUUCUAUCGAUUAUAAAGAUGUGCCACCCAAGUCACAAAGUGAACGUGCCGGUGCGGUUUCUAAACCCAAAGAGCCUGAUAGAACGUCAAAACCACAAGGUUUGUCUUUAGUCACCGUUUCUAAAUCUGGGCAUGCUAAAAGAGCUGAUACUUCAGCUCGUCGAAAGGCGUCAGAUUUCAAUUUGUCGAAGAAACAAAGUGGCAGUUCCCAAUGGGACCUUGGUGGUAUCCUAAAUGUGGUUGAUUAUCAAGUUUUUUGUUUGCCAGAUUUGUUAAUUCUUCCGUUUCGUUCAUCGGAUAACAUACCAUUUAAAACUCGAGUACGUGGUUCUGGUCUUUUUUGCAGGUCUGAAUGGUACCGUAAUUUUUCAGUAUUAUGUAUCCUAGCGAUGCAGCGUAUGGCUAUCGUCUCUGAUUGCGAGAACCAUUUAUGGUUGGCUCAGCUUCCUGAAAUUGAUGUUUUAUCACGUCCUAAUGUAAAACCUCAACGUUUAACAUCUUUAGAAUGGAUGUUGGAUCCUGAGCCUCUGUGGAAGGGUUGCAAAGCUGUUGAUUCUAAGAAGAUAUAUUUCCUCGGUAGUAUAUACUUUGUUUCUAUGGCUCUGCCUAUGCAAGAUAAUGGUGGUAAACUUUUAUAUGCGUUUAAGCACGGUUUAUACAAUCCCAUGGACUUCACAACAAUGCGUCAGUAUAUAUUAAUUUCCGAUGAAUAUACGCGAAGUCUGACUAUUUAUCGUGAGAUUCAUCAGGGUAAGCGUAUUGUUUGGCAGACGCAUUCAUUGGUUUACAAAUGUUACUACAACGGAUUGUACUUUGUGGAUCGUGGCGGUGAUAUCGGUGAUUUGUUUGCUUUGGAUGCGUUAACUAAUACCGUAACUCGUUACAAAUUUAACUUCGAAAAGCUUGCGUUGGCGCAUGAUUAUACUUUUCACGGUCUUCCUAGCGCGGAGAGUGACACUGCAACCCCAAUGACCAACCCAUGCUGUAUUGACGGUUACGUCGAGACUUCUGACUCUGAUCAUGUUGAGAUAUUGUUGGUCGGUGAGAGCAUAACAGGUCGAAUUUUAGUGCUUAUCGUGGUGCCUUCUAAGAUUGAGUUAUACAAGGUGAUAUAUACAAAUGUGAUUUUGAGUUCUGUGAAUGUUAUCGAGAAUGGUCUCUUGGCGUUAUCAUCUUGGGGUAUUUCUCAGGGUAACAUGAUAAAUUGCGUGUAUGUUCGUACAAUUAACUCAUAUGUUGAGUUAUCAUUUUACUACAACCUUCUACCGAAGUACACCAUCGGGAGUAACAUUGAGCUGAUCCCUGUUUUGGUUGGCGACCGUUUUGAAUUUUUUAUAGAGGGUAUAGUAGAGACUGAUGCAGGGCCUAGUACUCUUGAUUCUCUGGGUCUUAAGUUGGAUAACAAUACGGGUGUUAUUACUGGUCGUUUGCGUGUGUCUGGUCGUUACAAGCUGCACAUAAUUGGUGGUAAUUUUUUGAAGAGUGAGACUCACGUUGUAGACAUUUUGGGUUUAUGUCCUCCAUCUCACGAGUUUAACCUAGAUACUCAGAAAUGUGAUCUCUGUCCUGUUGGUUUUUACCGUGACGAUGAGGAGGUGGACAAAUGUCUGAAGUGUAGCGAUGCACUGAAUAACAGUACGACACUUACGGUUGGUGCCAGAACCAUCGCUGACUGUGUAUGUGACAAGCAGUUUUACCCCAAGGAUGAUAAAUGUGUUCCGUGUGAGACUGGUACUUUUAAGGGCGAGAUCGGCAACAUUCCCUGCAGUGGCACUUGCGCUCCCAAUCGUAGGUCAGUGCUUAACAACAGCGGUCCCAAGCCUGUGUAUGAUUGUUUGUGCGUGGAGAAGUAUUUCGAUCCUGCUAUUGCAGUGAAGCGGUGGUCUACGUUACCUAAGGCCGUGUUGGAUUCCGUGGGCGUUAUUUUUGACGAAGAUACAAAUGAGCCUACUAAUUUGGAAACCUUUAAAGCGCCUUCUAACGCGUGUAUUCCAUGUCCCGUGGGUUAUUAUUGUCCAGGUAAUCAUACUUUACCUCAGAGUUGUGGUUUCGGUUCCACCACUACUGAUGUUGCCAACGCCGAUCCUUCAACUUGUGUAUGUGACCAGGGUUAUGGGUAUUCAGCUAGGUUCGGUUGCGUUGCAUGUUCUGGAUUUGGUUACAAAGAUGUGGUAGGUAAUACCGAUUGCCGGUCCUGCCAUGAUAACCUCGGUGUGCCUAUAACUUUACCUCUGCUGCCAAACAUUGGUCCUAUCCGCAUUAUUAGCAAAGAGGAGUGGUUUAAUGAAUUAGAAGACUAUGCUCGAAAAGCCCCUCAAUUACAUUCAUCUCUGACCAACUUGUUGGAUUCGGCUACACUUUUCGCGGACACGAACCACGCCCGGACGCAGGACCGUUGCAAAUAUUGUACCGCAGGCUCUUAUUUUGAUAUAAAUACAAGAUCAUGUGUGGGCUGUCCUGCAGAUCGAUUUUGCCCUGGUGGUGAUUAUCAACCGUCUAAUUGUGGUGUGAACGGUAUCACCAAAACUACGAACCGUACGAGUUCUAUGGACUGUUAUUGUGAGCGAGGUUAUGGUAAUCUGUUUGAAGGGCGUCAUCCUACAACGGGUACCAUCUGGUGUCAACAUUGUCCAGCAGGUUAUUUUCAGCACCUUAACCUCAUUGACUACGGGUGUUUGCCGUGCCCCGAUCAUUCCUCAACAAUUAAUCACGGUGCGACAUCACUUUUGCAGUGUUCAGCUGACCCUGGUUCGUACCUAUCGAUUACUAAGAUCCAUCGUGAUUCUGGGAUUGUGACUGAUCUUUUGGAGGAGCUUGGUGAUGAUUUUGAGAAUAGGUUGGGUGCUGAUCGCGAGCAUUCGUGGAUGUCGUGUUUCUUCACUCCGCGUUCUAGCAUCAAAUCGGCCCACCGUGAGACUGUGCUGCGUGAUACUAGUGAUGCAUGUGAAGUUAGUUGUGUGGAUAAUGUCUACUGCAAAGGUUACGUCUUUGAAGAUACAAUCCGUUUUGUGGAUUAUGAAUCGAACCCUCACAAUGCAAACGAGUUUGUUUUGUUUAAUGGUUUGCGUUUCCUAAAGGAAUCUUACGGUGUGUGUACUCUUUACUUUUUUUCGCUUAGUUUCCUGCAAAUCAGUAAGGGAAGCCUUCACGAUGUAUCUUCUGAUGACGUUGUCUCAAUCUGCAAGGUCUACGAUCCACAGUAUGAGUACGAGUUCGUUACUAAACCUUGUCCACUGGGUUACUAUUGCCAAGGAGGGACUGGUUAUACUCGCUGUCCGGAGCAUUCUACUACAAUGGUUGAAGGUGCUUCUGAUGUGAAUCACUGUCUCUGUGCUGCUGGUUACGAGAUAUCUACAUCCCAGAACAGCGUCUGCGUUCCGUGUUCCCUUGGGUCUUACAAGCAAGAGAUUGGAAAUAUCGGUUGUCGUCGUUGUCCUGACAAGUUCAGGACUUUUAAGACUGGAGCUAAGCUGAUAACUGACUGUGCCUGCAGUCCUGGUCACUAUGCACGUCUAAUAAGGGGUCCAGAAGUUUUGACGUAUGAGGCGAUAUACAAGCGCAUGAAGGACCAUACGGUUUUGAAAAGUUCUGAUGAUGAGCUAAUGAACUUUUAUCAAGAGUUAUGGCGUACCGAGGAGCUUCGGAAUGCUUCUAGAUCCGGUAGUGCUAACCCUUACCGUAUUGGUUUGCCUCGUGAUAUGGUUGACUUUCGUUCUCAUAUUGACUCCUUUAUCUUUUUGUCCAAGGCUUUACUUUUGUUACCUCAAAAUGGUCCUGCUGCGGUGAUAACCGAUGAUGAUUACAUUAUUGCUUGUGAGCGGUGCAAGCCGUAUCAUUAUUGUCCCGGUGGUUGGGCGUCGUCAUCUCCAGAACGUAUGAUCCACAACAUUCCUUACAGGUGUCCAGACGGUUCCAACGUUCCUACGGAAGCGACUAACGCGACAUCUGUUUCCCAAUGCCUGUGUAUCCCUGGUUACCGUUUGAAUACUGACGCUCCUAUGAGUGCCUCGGUUUCUGUCCCUAAAGUUCCGGCGCCUAAACAGGCCCCGGAGUCUAACUCGGAAUCUAAAGAUACGUCUACGAUUUCACUUUUUAAUCCCAUGGCUACUGCUGAGGGUAUAGAUCAGAGUGCUACGGACUCCCAGGAGACUAUUAAACCAAGUCUGAGUGCUCUUUUAUCGGGUUCUUCAUCGCAUUCGUCGGUGACUGCUCGUGAUUGGCUAGCGUUACACUUUCGCACUCAUUGCGUGAAGUGCGAGGCGGGUAUGUACAAGGAGGGUCAAGAGAACUCCUCUUGCAGUGGUCGUUGUAUGCAAUAUGCGACAACGUACGGUGGCGCCGUAUCUCCAAAGCAAUGUUUUUGCAAUUACGGCCGUUACAUGACGUUGGAUGAUACCCUUGGUUCUAUGCAGCUUCGUUGUGCUCGUUGUCUUGAAGGUGCGAUUUGCCCCGGUGGUUUGUCUACUGCGGUGAUUGACAUGUUGCGCAACGACCGUACCUAUACAAAGAUCCAAUUGAAGGACCAUCGUCGUCCUAUGGCUCGUUUCGGUUAUUUUGCGGCAUUCAAAGAUCAGGGUGUUGCUCUUUGGUCGCCGCUUAGUCAAUCUCCAUCAUCAUUUCGCCAUGUUUCAACUGACAUGCUUGACUUUCACGCGUGUCCUAUGGAAUACUUAUGUACGAGUUGCGAUAGUACUCCUUGCGAGAAGGGUUCUACGGGUUACCUUUGUAUGAAGUGUUUGAAGGGUUACGACCGUCCUUUUUUCCGUAGCAAGUGUAUCGAAUGUGGCGGCUUAUGGAGUGCUGUUAGAGCGUAUGUUUCGCGUAAAGCGUUAUUGUGGGUCAUAGCGUCAUCUAUUUUGUUUCUUCUUCACAAGCGGUUGUUUUACCAAUUUGUGAUAAUGAAGAUAUGGCUGGAGUUUUGUUUUUCUAUGGUUCCUUAUGGUAUUUUCCCAUUAAAUUCUGAGUCAAGUUUGAAACGUUUUGCAUCUCAAUAUAACGCGGUAUUUGGUCACCAGCAACGUCUGUUCAUCUACGCUCGUGUGAGUUGUCUGAUUGAACAAUAUGCUCGUUACGACUUGACGAAUGCUCAAAAAUGGUAUAUUCAGAGGUACUUGUCUCUAUUUCAACCUAUAUUGGAUGGAUCUUUGUUGUAUGUAAUUCUUCUUUUGUUGCGUCUAGUAUGGCAUGUGUUACGUCGUCUUCGUCGGCACAUCCCGCGGCGUUAUAGUUUUGUUGCUAGUCCUUCAGGUACCCUGGAUAACCAGGGGUCGAAUGUUAAUGCGCUUACAGGUAGCGACAUGGAUGCUUUGACUGAUUCGUCUCAUGACAAUGGUCGUUCUAUAUUCGAGGAGAUGCGUUCCCUGCGUCGUUGGCAAUGGACAAGCCCCUGCAGGUGUCUGAUGGUUAUGUACUACAUUAGUUUCCAAUUCAUUUGUCAGGAGUUACUUCAGACGCUUUGGUGCGUGCCUGUACAAUAUAAGUCGGAACCUGCAAUUAGUGUUCUUCUUUAUAUGCCUACGGUAAUCUGCAAUACUGAUGACCGUUUGUUUUCGGUUGCUCAAAUAGUGUCCUGUACUGUUUUAGUGGUUCUGAUCCUGUUUAGCAUCGGUUUUGUAUUUUUUUCUGUUCGACGUCGUGGUUCUGUGCGUCUAUUUAGUAGCGGUCGUCAGCGUCAUACAUUAGCGUGGGAUGCGGUUCUUUUCGUUCGUCGUUUUUUGGUUGCUGUUGUUGUAAUUUUCCAACCUUACACGUUGUCUCCCGGUUCUUCUGAGAAGCUUCGUAUGAUUGGUAGUGUUUUGGUUACAACUCUGUUGCUGAUAGCUCAUUUGUCGGUUUUACCUUACCAAGUGCGUGAUGACAAUUUGUUUAACCGUCUUGAGUUAUUUGCUAUGUUAUUGAACUGUUUUACCGGGUUUUUGAUUUUAGGAAGCUUUAGUUACGACUUCAACUACACUGGUUUAUUUCCAAUUGUUGCGAGUUUGUUAUAUUCUUGUUUGCUACUGUGGUACAUGUUGGUAGAGUGUGGUUUUAUUUCUGACCUCCGUCCUACUUUACGUCGUCGUCUUGGUACGUUACCUAACUUUUGGAGUUUCUGUAGGAAGUUGUUACUAUGGCAUUGUCAUUCUCAGAUAACGUUUGAUUACAACACAUGCAAUGUUGUAAUUGAGCGUCCAUUUACCGGUCACGCAUCCCCUCGUAAGCGUCCGCUUCACGGUGAACGCAACACCCAUGUAACUCUUGCAGGACGUCGUGCUUUUUGUCUGUGCAUUCAGCAGUCUGUGAGUCGUUACGUUGUUGAGCACGGUUGUUUCAGCGUUCCGUUAGACUGGGAGGAAUUUUUGGUUCGUUAUUCUUUCGCUUACAAAUGUUUGAAUGCGCAUAUGCGUGGCGGCAACGUUGUAAGCACGGAGUUUUAUAUAGAGAAUUUAUAUUCUGGUGAUUUGUUUGACGCCGGUCCAAUAAACCCUUGGCAGAUGAGUAUCGCCACAUUGAACGUGCCUAUAUCAUCUCUGGCUUCAUGUUACAAAUUAUUUGAGAAUACUAAGCUUGGCGUGUUAUAUGAUUUGAAAUGUCGUUACUCUGAGCUUUGUGUCGAGGCCACUGAAGAGCUGUCUGGUCGUACGAGUGACGUGGACGACGUGAUUUCUCAGGAGCACGAAUUGGCGAGAUUGCGUAGGGUUAAAGAGCACCUCAGUAUCGCUGUUGCUGCGCAGUUACGUAAUGCGAAAGAUGGGCAACGUGCUACUCGUGCCGUUCAAGCCAUGGAGAACACGGUGUCAGACUUGGUGGAGACCGAUCUCACCAAUGAAGAGAUUUUGGAGAAGAUAGCUGAAUAUCAGCGCAAGUACCCUUCAUCAACUCGUCAUAUUGACUAA